Messenger RNA from Psammomys obesus (fat sand rat), 3105 nucleotides. It is a transcript of the gene Atp4a, whose product is annotated as ATPase H+/K+ transporting subunit alpha. Gene Ontology annotation, biological process: sodium ion export across plasma membrane; potassium ion import across plasma membrane; proton transmembrane transport. NCBI's taxonomy places the organism in Eukaryota, Metazoa, Chordata, Mammalia, Rodentia, Muridae. Gene Ontology annotation, molecular function: ATP binding; P-type sodium:potassium-exchanging transporter activity; P-type potassium:proton transporter activity. The record is from RefSeq and is a predicted model, not a curated record. Gene Ontology annotation, cellular component: membrane. The transcript is spliced from 22 exons. The coding region runs from base 1 to 3105 and encodes 1034 amino acids.
AUGGGGAAGGCGGAGAACUACGAAUUGUACUCAGUGGAACUGGGGUCUGGCCCCGGUGGGGACAUGGCUGCCAAGAUGAGCAAGAAGAAGGCAGGCGGUGGGGGAGGCAAGAAGAAGGAGAAGCUGGAGAACAUGAAGAAGGAGAUGGAGAUUAACGACCACCAGCUGUCUGUGUCUGAGCUGGAGCAGAAGUACCGGACCAGCGCCACCAAGGGCCUGACUGCCAGCCUGGCAGCUGAGCUGCUGCUGAGGGACGGGCCCAACGCGCUCCGGCCGCCUCGAGGCACACCCGAGUACGUGAAGUUUGCCCGGCAGCUGGCAGGGGGUCUGCAGUGCCUCAUGUGGGUGGCCGCUGCCAUCUGCCUCAUCGCCUUCACCAUCCAGGCCAGCGAGGGGGACCUGACCACCGAUGAUAACCUCUAUCUGGCCCUGGCGCUCAUUGCUGUGGUCGUGGUCACUGGCUGUUUUGGCUACUACCAGGAGUUCAAGAGCACGAAUAUCAUUGCCAGCUUCAAGAAUCUCGUGCCCCAGCAAGCCACCGUGAUCCGAGACGGGGACAAGUUCCAGAUCAACGCAGACCAGCUUGUGGUGGGCGACCUGGUGGAGAUGAAGGGCGGGGACCGCGUGCCGGCGGACAUCCGCAUUCUGUCGGCCCAGGGCUGCAAGGUGGACAACUCCUCGCUCACCGGAGAGUCCGAACCGCAGACCCGCUCCCCCGAGUGUACUCACGAGAGCCCCCUGGAGACCCGAAACAUCGCCUUCUUCUCCACCAUGUGCCUGGAGGGCACGGCCCAGGGCCUGGUGGUGAGCACCGGGGACCGCACCAUCAUUGGGCGCAUUGCCUCGCUGGCCUCGGGCGUGGAGAACGAGAAGACGCCCAUCGCCAUCGAGAUCGAACACUUCGUGGACAUCAUCGCCGGCCUGGCCAUCCUCUUCGGUGCCACGUUCUUUGUGGUGGCCAUGUGUAUUGGCUACACCUUCCUCCGGGCCAUGGUCUUCUUUAUGGCCAUUGUGGUGGCCUAUGUGCCCGAGGGGCUGCUGGCUACUGUCACCGUCUGCCUGUCACUGACGGCCAAGAGGCUGGCCAGUAAAAACUGCGUGGUCAAGAACCUAGAAGCAGUGGAGACGCUGGGCUCCACGUCGGUUAUCUGCUCGGACAAGACAGGAACGCUCACUCAGAACCGCAUGACGGUGUCCCAUCUGUGGUUUGACAACCAUAUCCACACCGCAGACACCACGGAAGACCAGUCAGGGCAGACGUUCGACCAGUCCUCGGAGACGUGGCGGGCGCUGUGCCGCGUGCUCACCCUGUGCAACCGCGCCGCCUUCAAGUCUGGCCAGGACGCCGUGCCGGUGCCCAAGCGCAUCGUGAUCGGAGACGCGUCCGAGACUGCGCUGCUCAAGUUCUCGGAGCUGACGCUGGGCAACGCCAUGGGUUACCGGGACGGCUUCCCCAAAGUCUGCGAGAUCCCCUUCAACUCCACCAACAAGUUCCAGCUGUCCAUCCACACGCUGGAGGAUCCGCGCGACACCCGGCACUUGCUGGUGAUGAAGGGCGCCCCCGAGCGCGUGCUGGAGCGCUGCAGCUCCAUCCUCAUCAAGGGCCAGGAGCUGCCCCUGGACGAGCAGUGGCGUGAGGCCUUCCAGACCGCCUACCUCAGCCUGGGAGGCCUGGGUGAACGCGUUCUUGGUUUCUGCCAGCUCUAUCUGAAUGAAAAGGACUACCCACCGGGCUAUACCUUCGACGUGGAGGCCAUGAACUUCCCAAGUAGCGGCCUCUGCUUUGCGGGACUUGUCUCUAUGAUUGACCCUCCGCGGGCCACCGUUCCUGAUGCUGUGCUCAAGUGCCGCACGGCAGGCAUCCGGGUGAUCAUGGUGACCGGCGACCAUCCCAUCACAGCCAAGGCCAUCGCAGCCAGUGUGGGCAUCAUCUCCGAAGGCAGCGAGACGGUGGAAGACAUUGCUGCCCGCCUCCGCGUGCCCGUAGACCAGGUGAACCGGAAGGACGCCCGGGCCUGCGUCAUCAACGGCAUGCAGCUGAAGGACAUGGACCCAUCUGAGCUAGUGGAGGCUCUGCGCACCCACCCCGAGAUGGUGUUCGCGCGGACCAGCCCGCAGCAGAAGCUGGUGAUUGUGGAGAGCUGUCAGCGGCUGGGUGCCAUUGUGGCCGUGACAGGGGAUGGUGUGAACGACUCCCCAGCCCUGAAGAAAGCGGACAUCGGCGUGGCCAUGGGCAUUGCUGGCUCGGAUGCUGCCAAAAAUGCUGCUGACAUGAUUCUGCUGGACGACAACUUUGCUUCCAUUGUGACGGGCGUGGAGCAGGGCCGACUGAUCUUCGACAACCUGAAGAAAUCCAUCGCCUAUACACUGACCAAGAACAUUCCAGAGCUGACACCCUACCUCAUCUACAUCACUGUCAGUGUGCCCCUGCCCCUGGGGUGUAUCACCAUUCUCUUUAUAGAACUCUGCACAGAUAUUUUUCCAUCAGUGUCCCUGGCAUAUGAGAAGGCCGAGAGUGACAUCAUGCACCUCCGUCCGCGGAACCCCAGGCGUGACCGCUUGGUCAACGAACCCCUGGCUGCUUAUUCCUAUUUCCAGAUUGGUGCCAUCCAGUCAUUUGCGGGUUUUGCCGACUACUUCACGGCCAUGGCACAGGAGGGCUGGUUCCCUCUGUUGUGUGUGGGGCUGCGGCCACAGUGGGAGGACCAUCACCUACAAGAUCUUCAAGACAGCUACGGCCAGGAAUGGACAUUCGGUCAGCGCCUGUACCAGCAGUAUACCUGUUACACUGUGUUCUUCAUCAGCAUCGAGAUGUGCCAGAUCGCUGACGUCCUCAUCCGCAAGACACGCCGCCUCUCGGCCUUCCAGCAGGGCUUCUUCAGGAACAGGAUCCUGGUGAUCGCCAUUGUGUUCCAGGUCUGCAUUGGUAGCUUCCUGUGCUACUGCCCAGGGAUGCCUAACAUCUUCAACUUCAUGCCUAUCCGGUUCCAGUGGUGGCUGGUGCCCAUGCCCUUCGGCCUCCUCAUCUUUGUCUAUGACGAGAUCCGGAAACUUGGAGUUCGCUGUUGCCCAGGGAGCUGGUGGGACCAGGAACUCUACUAUUAG